Molecule: messenger RNA, 1021 nt
Organism: Lonchura striata (white-rumped munia)
Lineage: Eukaryota; Metazoa; Chordata; Aves; Passeriformes; Estrildidae
Source: RefSeq, a predicted model, not a curated record
AUGGAGAACCGCGCCGCCCACAACAAGACCACGGACCCGGAGGCGUCCCGCCGACUGCCGGCCUUUUUCUCGCGGUUUUUUCCAGCCGGGAACCGGCGGCCCGGCCCGCCCCGGCAGAGCGCCUCCGCCUACAGCGAGCCCAGGGCACCGGAGGCGUCCCGCCGACUGCCGCCCUUUCUCUUGCGGCUUUUCCCAGACGGCAGCCGGCGGCCCGGCCCGCCCAGGGAGAAUGUCUCCGCCUACAACGCGACCCCGGAACCGGAGGCGUCCCGCCGACUGCCGCCCUUCUUCUCGCGGCUUUUUCCAGCUGGGAGCCGGCGGCCCGGCCCGCCCCGGCAGAGCGCCUCCGCCUACAAAAAGACCAGGGCACCGGAGGCAACGACGUCCCGCCUGCCGCCCUUUUUCUUUCGUUUUUUUCCAUCUGGCCGCCGGCGGCCCGGCCCGGCCAUGGAGAACGGCGCCGUCUACAACGAGACCACGGAACCGGAGGCGAAGGCGGCCCGCCGCCCCGCCUUGGGCUGCACCCUGCGGCACCUGCGGGGGUGGCGGCUGCCGGUCAAGGUGGUCCAGACGAUUUUCUCUUUUGUGGCUGUUGUUUGUGAAGAAAUUGUGGACUAUUGCAUCACUUGUAGUGGACUUUACUUUUUUGAAUUCACAAGCUGCAGUGCCUUUCUUUUGAGCCUCCUGAUUCUGUCUGUGUAUAGCACUAAAUUUUAUGAAUCACUGGGGGAAGAUAAAGUGCAGAAACUGAUAUAUUUGCAGAAUUUUUGGGCUGUGCUACUCAUAGGUGCCUGUUUUCUGUUAGCAUCAAUAGUGUUUUCUGCAACCUCCGCUGACUCUGCUGUUGAAAUUGCUGCAUGUGUAUUUGGAUUUUUUGCAAGUUUUGCCUUUGCAGCUGAAUUUGGUAUAGAGAUCUAUCUCAAGCGAAAACAAAACACUGGUGGACGCCCUGAAAAUCCUGGUAACACUCCGAGUGCCACAGAAAAUCAGCCAUUGAAUAAACGAAGCUAACUUCCUGAAA